CUUGACAGUUAAACAAGAUGCUCUGGUUUUAUUUCCUGACUCUUCUGAUGCCCAGCCAAACUCUAAUGAUCCCUUUCCCUCUACGGAUAGCAGAUCUGCCUAAGAAAGCUCUUCCUGGACUAUCUGCAGCUGACCAAGAGUUUGCAGAGGAAUAUCUGCGCCAUUUUUACGGCUACCAGCCCAAGGCAGAAAGACAGAAGAGGACCGCCGACAUAAGUGAAGAUGAUGAUUCGACUACCGGAUCCUGUGAUAAGAAGACAAAGAUGCGGGAGAUGCAACAGUAUUUUGGUUUGCCUCCAAGUGGAGAGCUCACCAAAGAGACUCUAGCAGUGAUGAAGAAGCCGCGCUGUGGACUGUCAGAUGUGGAGCACGUUGGAGAAACAGUUCGCUGGAAGAAGAAGAGGAUCAGCUACAGGAUCGCUGGCAAAAAAUUCCCCAUCCCAGCACUUAAGGCUCAGAAAGUCUUCAGAAGAGCAUGGAAGCUCUGGUCCAACGUCACACCUCUGAAAUUUCGCAACCGGAACAUGGAAGUGGCUGACAUUGACAUCUUUUUCUAUAGUGGAGAUCAUAACGAUGGUUCACCUUUUGAUGGCAGAGGAGGAGUCCUGGCUCAUGCCUUUAUGCCUGGGCUUCACAUCGGUGGAGAUGUCCACUUUGAUUCUGAUGAAGACUGGAGUUUAAAUUCUACCGGUAUCAACCUGUUUGCUGUGGCAAUCCAUGAAUUUGGCCACGCACUUGGCUUGUCCCACUCAUCUGAUCCUGGAGCUAUCAUGUACCCAGCAUAUAACUUUGACCCCAACUAUGAGCCCCAGCUCUCUUUUGAUGAUGUCAAAAACAUCCAAAAACUGUAUGGAGUCAAUCCAACCAAUCCAACCUCAAAGAGGCCUCCUCCGAAAACACCUACCAAAUGUGAUCCGUAUUUGUCCUUUGAUGCAGUAACAGACCUACAACAGGAAGUUUUGUUUUUCAAAGACAGGCAUGUAAAUCUGUGCACUACUGGACAUAAUUCUCUCUGUGUGUCUCUUUGGUCCAAGGAUUACAGGAAAACUGAAUAUUCAUUUGAGAUAGCCUUCCUGCUUUUCAGGUUUAUGUGGCGCAAACAUCCUGAAUUUGAUGAAAUGCGUGUCUCCUUGAUUAGCAGUCUUUGGCCUGAGACUGUACCGGCCAACUUGGACGCCGUUUAUGAGAAUACGUGGGAAAAUGUUGUUUUGUUUUUUAAAGGUAAUCAGUACUGGAUGCUGAGGCAGCUGAAGCUUGAGGAAGGUUUCCCUAGAAGCAUCUCAACCUUGGGCUUUCCUUCCAGAAUAAAAUCUGUAGAUGCUGCUCUUCACUUCAGAGAUGAGGGCUAUACUCUGUUCUUUACUGGUGACGAGUGUUGGAGGUACAACGAAGAACAAAAGUGGAUGGAGGGAUCACCAAUGUCUAUUGAGGAGCAGUGGCCAGGGAUCCGAACGCCUAUAGAUGCAGCUGUCUUCUAUGAUGGAUCUGUGCACUUCUUCAAAGGAAACCUUGACUACAAAUACGACUCCAACUUCAAACGCGUGCUCUCCAUCAGCCGCGUUAAUGAGCUGCUGGAAUGUGAAGUAAAGGAAGGCAAUGAAACAGUGACAGAGAGGAGAUGAGUGAAGUAAUGCUUCCCCUGGAGCUUGAUGGUGCUUUGCAUACAGACACAAAGUUUUACACCCAGUAAUGACCACAAUGUAUCGAACAGAAAACAGAAGUGGGAAGUGGUUGGUGUGUGGUUAGUCUUACCUCAGUGUGUAAUGCAGUGAUGUAAUAUUGGAAUUGUACAGUUUUUGUGAUUUGAAAUGUGUGUUUUAAUCUAAUUUUGCUGCUAAUUUUAAUUUUAAAUCUCUCUAUAUUAACAUCAACAGUGGUCUAGAGCUAUUCAGCUAAACAUAAAUGUAUUUUAAGCUUGUGUCUUUCCAUCAGAGUGAUUUAUUUCUUACUUAGCAAAGAAAAAAUGUCAUUUUCCUGAUUAAAAAAACUUUGCUUCUCUGUUGAAACACAUUCACUAUGUGUGUGUGUGUGUGUGUGUGAAUGUCUCUUUUUACUGCUGUUGCCUAAUUUACCUGAGGCUGAACAUUACUUUAUAAAGUCAAAACUAUUCAUCUCUGUGUCCAGUAUGGUGUAGCACUGACAGAAAUGUAGUUUGCCUAUAACACUGACACAUAGUGGUUGGUGGAUAAUUACAGGUAAGGUGGAAAAUAACCACCUGCAGUUGACUCACAGAAAAAAAAAGUUUCCAGUUUCCAAAACUUUGUGCGGUUGGGCACUAUUGAAUGUGUAGAAUAAACUGACUUUAAUGUUUUUGUAACAGAAAUGAUGACAAUGCCAACA
Oreochromis niloticus (Nile tilapia) is the source of this 2340-nucleotide messenger RNA. Its product is annotated as matrix metalloproteinase-18. Gene Ontology annotation, biological process: proteolysis; extracellular matrix organization; collagen catabolic process. The transcript is spliced from 9 exons. The coding region runs from base 18 to 1622 and encodes 534 amino acids. The record is from RefSeq and is a predicted model, not a curated record. Gene Ontology annotation, cellular component: extracellular matrix. NCBI's taxonomy places the organism in Eukaryota, Metazoa, Chordata, Actinopteri, Cichliformes, Cichlidae. Gene Ontology annotation, molecular function: metalloendopeptidase activity; zinc ion binding.